GCGAGGAACCUGGAUUGUUGGAGGAAGUGUCCAAGUUUACGUCAUGUGCCCAGUAAACAACUCGAAGAUCUCCGGUCACUUAAGCUAAUGCUUGUUUCUAUAUUGGGUUAAUUCUCAAUUCUGAAGGAUUUAUAACUUCAGAAUUUAGAGCGGGAGAUAGAAUAAGACUGACGCGUAGUAGGAAGGAUUGCCGCAUGAAAAUUGUUUUUUAUGUAUAGUAAAUACUGUCUUAUUUAAUCAUUUUUUAGUGCUUUACAUACCAACGAGGAAAUUAUAAACGAAUCAAUUUAGUUCAUAUAUAGAAGAUAUAGAUCUCUUUCUACUCUUUUGCCUGUCAUUAUUAGGAGAGCAAUAAAGAUAUAUUUAUUAAACCUGAAAGAUUUUUGCCCCCAAAUGAGCAUCCUAGAUCUAUCUCCAGUUAUUAUGAUUUUGACUAGAGUAAACGAGAAGACGGGAAGUUGUCGAUCUCUUGAUCAAGCAGCCAACAGUUGCAUGUAUUUUGAUAUACAAAUCCAAAGGUCUGACAGCUGUCGGUUAGUGUCCUGAAAAUCUAAGUCGCGAUACUGCUUGUUCAGGGUUGGAAAUGAGUCACAAGGAACGCAAUUAAAGCACGUUAGCCUGAGGCUCACAUUCCCGGCAGCCACGAAAACCAGGUGGAGUCUUGUUGCUGCCAGUGGGCAAGAGAGAUGGGGAAGAGACGGGGAAGAGAAGCGUGAACUCUCUUAUCUAAGGCUGUUAAGAGUGGCUGCACAAUAAGCAAACGCAGAGCCACCUUCCACUGCCUUGAGCGCCACAAAAAACCAAACCAUCCCCUAAAACUCCAAUACCGUUGGGAGGAGGAAAGUGCCAAGGCGAAAACGAAGGACCUGACUAGGAAAGGAGGAGAAGCAGAAGCGAGGCCAAGAAAUGUCUUCAGUAAAAGAAGACAACCGUUUGAAGAAGGUAAACAUGUCAAACCUUUUACACCAGAGAAAGCAAAAGAAAUCAUAAUGUGUUUACAACAACCUGCAGUCUUCUAUAACAUGGUUUUUGAUUGGCCGGCACAACACUGGACUGCAAAACAUCUUUCUGAGGUCCUUCACGGCAAGCAGAUACGAUUUAGGAUGGGAACGAAAAGCACGGACACAGCUCCUCAGUUUGAAACUGCAUGUAAUUAUGUAGAAGCUACACUUGAAGAGUUUCUUUCCUGGAACUCUGACCAGUCUAGUAUUUCUGGAGCAUUUAGAGACUAUGAUCAUUCCAAAUUCUGGGCUUAUGCUGACUAUAAAUAUUUUGUCAGUUUAUUUGAAGACAAGACAGAUAUUUUCCAGGAUGUGAUAUGGUCUGACUUUGGGUUUCCUGGAAGAAAUGGACAGGAGAGUACAUUGUGGAUCGGCUCCCUGGGGGCCCAUACACCCUGUCAUAUGGACACCUACGGUUGCAACUUAGUAUUCCAGGUACAAGGAAGGAAAAGAUGGCAUCUCUUUCCUCCUGAAGAUACUCCUUUCCUUUAUCCAACUAGAAUCCCUUAUGAAGAAUCCAGUGUGUUCAGUAAAAUCAAUGUUGUCAAUCCUGAUUUAAAACGUUUUCCUCAGUUCCGGAAAGCUCGAAGACAUAUGGUCACGCUGAGCCCAGGACAGGUUCUGUUUGUUCCCAGACACUGGUGGCAUUAUGUGGAAUCCAUUGAUCCUGUCACUGUCAGCAUAAACUCGUGGAUUGAGCUGGAAGAGGACCACCAAGCCCGGGUAGAAGAGGCAAUCACCCGCAUGCUUGUGUGUGCCCUGAAAACUGCAGAGAAUCCACACAAUACCAGAGCUUGGUUAAACCCAACUGAGCUUGAGGAAACAUCCCAUGAAGUCAAUUGUCAUUACUUAAAUGGGGCCAUCUCUGCUUUUUUUAAUCAUUAUGGAACAUCUGAAGUAGUAGAAACCCAAGCACUGAGAACCAACAGAGAGUACACAAUAAAGGAGGAGUUAAACAUGCACAGCCACGUGGGGGUAGAACAAGCUGGUGGCCACAACUUAAGCUCAGAAACAGUGAAACAGGAGGCAAGUCCUUUUGGCCUUGAUCUGGUACCUGUCACACCAAGUGCCGAAGAACCAUCCUCAGAAAGAGGAGGCAUAUUUGAAAACAAUAGUGAAGACUUUGUCAGCAAAAAUGGAAAAUCCUUUGGAAAACUGCCUAAUACCAAGAGGCAACGAAUGAUGAGUGAGAGUGAGAAUGCAGUUGUGGAACCGAUUGCUUCAGAUAGGACUGUGGCCCUUUCCCAAACAUUCGUUUCUACAGAUGACUUGCUGGACUGCUUGGUGAAUCCACAGGUAACCAGGAUAGUGGCACAACUUCUGAUUCAAGGAAGAAGUACGUGAUUCUGAUAGAAAAUGAUUUUCUAAAUACUGUUUUAAGAAUAUCUUUAAAAUAAUGUAGUUUUUAAAUAAAAGAUGAACCAGCAAAAGUUCAGUUUGCACGUGCUUAAAAUGUACUGUUCUCACCUAAUUAAAUUUUAGUCUCUUGCCACCUUCUGGCAUACA
Messenger RNA from Bubalus bubalis (water buffalo), 2507 nucleotides. RefSeq names its product HSPB1 associated protein 1 (gene HSPBAP1). Gene Ontology annotation, molecular function: 2-oxoglutarate-dependent dioxygenase activity. The record is from RefSeq and is a predicted model, not a curated record. Lineage: Eukaryota; Metazoa; Chordata; Mammalia; Artiodactyla; Bovidae. The coding region runs from base 990 to 2345 and encodes 451 amino acids. The transcript is spliced from 8 exons.